GAAAGGAGGCAGGGGCGCACUGGAAAGCGGCGGAGGCACGAAGGUGGCUGGCUGCAUUGCAGGGCGACGUCCAUUUGUGGAGUCCAGCACCCCCUCGCGCUCCGUUUGUGCUCUCGUUACUCUACUUUUCACAAUCUUGCGGAUAGCCUCGACUCCCUCCACUUAGGGUUCCCAGACCAUCACUGCAGUGUAUGAUACCUCUGUGGCUGUCGUUUCUUGCAGCUCACAUUUACAAUUCGCGACAAGCAGCGAGGUUAUAGCACUCGCUGCGUCGUGUUUCUGCAGUUUCUGCGCAAAUUCGUUUCCGCUUCGAGGGAAUUAUUAGAGCGGAUCUGGUGUGGGGAUCAUGUGCUUGAAUUGUUUUCCAAGAGGAAUGCACGAAGAGUGUAGUGAUCUGUAGAGUGCAAGUGCGACGUGAGAGAGAGAGAGAGAGAGAGAGGACAGAGGAGGUGGAAAGAGCCGAACCGGGGUUGUUAGGUUAAUAGAUCUGAAGAAUGGCGUACAAUGAUGACAAGAGCGAGGAUUAUUUGUUUAAGGUGGUGCUGAUAGGAGACUCUGCUGUCGGGAAGUCGAACCUGCUGUCCAGAUAUGCGCGUAAUGAAUUUAAUCUGAAUUCAAAGGCGACAAUUGGAGUGGAGUUUCAGACUCAGAGUAUGGAGAUUGGCGGCAAAGAAAUAAAAGCACAGAUCUGGGAUACAGCUGGCCAAGAGCGGUUCAGGGCAGUGACUUCGGCUUACUACAGAGGCGCAGUUGGUGCGCUUAUUGUGUAUGAUAUAAGCCGGAGAGGCACUUUCGAGAAUGUUGGUCGCUGGUUAGACGAGCUCAGAGUGCAUUCGGACGCAAGCGUUGUGGUGAUGCUAGUGGGCAACAAGUGUGAUCUAGACAAUAUCAGGGAGGUGUCACAAGAAGAAGCCACCUUGUUAGCGCAGAACGAGAAAAUGUCGUUUAUCGAGACGUCAGCCAUGGAUGCAACGAAUGUCACCAAUGCGUUCCAAUCGGUUGUGAAGGAGAUUUACAGAGUAGUCAGCAAGAAGCCACUUGCGUCGUCUACGUCAAUGAAGUCCAACACCGUUUUAGGAAGCAGCCAAAGAUUGGCAGGCAUCGACGACACACAGCCAAAGAAAAACUGCUGUUCAACAGGUUGACACAUUACACCACUCGGUGGCCUUUGUGCAGAUCUUCUUGUAUUACUUUUUUUUACGUCCGAUACCUGUAACUAGGAGGAUACAAAACAUUUAGGUAGAGAUUGUCUCAUCAUUUUCAGGUCAGAAACUAGAGAAACCUUCAUUGUUUGAUUACGUUACUUGGUUGAAUUUGUUUGUUGUUUUAAUGGAAAACAAAACUGAAUUGGAAAACAAUUACAGCUCG
Molecule: messenger RNA, 1368 nt
Organism: Physcomitrium patens
Lineage: Eukaryota; Viridiplantae; Streptophyta; Bryopsida; Funariales; Funariaceae
Product: ras-related protein RABA5e
Molecular function (GO): GTPase activity; GTP binding
Source: RefSeq, a predicted model, not a curated record